GUGGGGCCUCUCCAUGUCCAUCGAAUAUGGCACAAAAAGUCAUACUCCUUCUCUGUUUAUGCCUAUGCUAAGUGCUGAAGGAAAGCGAAGCGGUGUGGAGUGAGUGAGACUGUGAGAGUGAGAGUGAGUGCGAGUGAGAGUGAGAGAUGGGUCUGCUUACAAACAAAGUAUUGAGACAUGAAAUCAAGCCUGGCGAUCACAUCUACACUUACAGAGCUGUUUUCGCUUACUCUCAUCAUGGGAUUUUUGUUGGGGGAAGCAAGGUUGUGCAUUUCAGACCUGCGCGAAACUUGAAGUCAAUCACCGAGGCAUCUUCAGACCUGGAUGAUCAAACAUCAGACCCAUGUCCAACCUUUCCUGAUUGCGGAUUCAGGCAGCCAAACAGUGGCGUGGUUCUUUCUUGCCUAGACUGCUUCCUUCGAAAUGGGUCCAUUUACUGUUUUGAGUAUGGUGUUUCACCAUCCGUUUUUCUUACCAAAAUACGGGGAGGCACAUGCACUACUGCAUUAUCUGAUCCACCAGAGACCGUGAUCCAUCGGGCAAUGUAUCUGCUUCAAAAUGGCUUUGGCAACUAUAAUGUGUUUCAAAACAAUUGUGAGGAUUUUGCUUUGUACUGCAGAACUGGCCUAUUGAUAGUGGAUAAGCAAGGGGUUGGAAGAAGUGGCCAAGCUUCUUCCAUUAUCGGUGCCCCGCUGGCUGCAAUGCUUUCUUCUCCACUCAAGUUGUUGAUGCCAAGUCCUGUUGGUGUGGCAACGGUAACAGCAGGAAUGUACUGCAUGAGCAGGUAUGCAACUGACAUUGGUGUAAGAAGUGAUGUGAUCAAGGUUGGAGUCGAAGACUUGGCCGUGAACUUGGGAUGGCAUUGCCCUGAUCCGAUGCAAGAGGAGGAGGAGGAGGAGGAGGAGGAGGUGGUGGAUCCUGGAGUGGAAACUUCAGACACACAGAUUACCACUGUCAGAUGACUUGGGCAUUUAUUCAUCCGUAUAUGCCUAGGUUAUGGGAUCUUCAUGUUAACCUUAGUUCUAUUGGUUUCUAGUUAUUCAACUUGUGCCUGGAGUGAUGUAACAAUAAUAUAAUAUUCAGUAUUAAUGAAGUAUAAAUCCGAUGUUUUCCUUU
Molecule: messenger RNA, 1116 nt
Organism: Arachis stenosperma
Lineage: Eukaryota; Viridiplantae; Streptophyta; Magnoliopsida; Fabales; Fabaceae
Product: protein LEAD-SENSITIVE 1
Exons: 2
Coding region: 147-962 (271 amino acids)
Source: RefSeq, a predicted model, not a curated record